GAGCGCGCUCUAUUUCCGCUGCAGCAACGAGAAGGAGUACGUCAUAAAAGAAAGGAAAAUGUGGACGGAAAGGACAAACUAAGGCCAGGACAACAAACAUCCAUCUCGCACCUCCACGAAAUCGGUCGCCAGGUAGCCGAUUGCCGUUGUCCUCUCCGGUCGAGUCCUCCUCGGCUGAAGGGUCGAGUCUAGGUCGUCGUUGCGGUGUGUUUCCGUUUGCUUGCUCGGCCCCAUUAGCCUGCUCUUAGCGAUGGGCACCAGGGCAAGUCGCCUCCAGGAGGACCCGGUCCCGUCCGCCCUCGGCAAAGACGCAACCAAACGAGAUUCGUAUCGGCGGCCCCGCUGCGCAAGGCCCACUAGCCUCAUGGUGGACUUCUCGGGCAGCUUCGACGACACCGAAGUCAACCGGAGCCGCUCGGAGGAGGGAAGCGACUCCGAUCUGGGCCAGCAUGGCGCUAGCGCGGACGGCAGCCCGGCAGACCACCACAGCAUCCCGGCUAGCAUGAGCCAGGUUUCCCCGGCGGAUGAUGACAACAACAGCGAGGGCAAGCCCGAAGAGGACAGCAGCACAAACACAGAGGCUGCCGUCAACGCGGAGCACCAGCCCGGGGAGGAAACAGGCCGCACACCGCACCGCACUUUCUCUGAACGGCUGCCCGGAAAUCGACACGCCGGGGGCCGCAGCGUCAGCGCCAGGUCGGCCCGAGUCCGGGGCACCCACCAGCGGCCGGUGUCCGAGGCUUGGAUCGGCAUGUACCGUGUCAACAACCGCCAUGGAAAUAUCCGCUGUCCUUUCUGCUCCAAGCCCUUCCCGGGAGGUCGGAUUGAGGAUCACCUGUUGAGCUGCCUCACAUCCCCACCGCUUCCUUACAACACGGAUGUGCUGAGCAAAGACAGCGGCGAGUGUUCCAUCUGUCUGGAGGAUUUGGUGCAGGGCGAGACCAUCGCUAGGUUGGCGUGCCUCUGCGUCUAUCACAAGAGCUGCAUUGACGCCUGGGCCAAAGUGAAGCCCUGCUGCCCCGAGCAUCCAUCGGACUGACUCCCAGGUCACAUGACUUCCCCACAUGACCACAAAAGACUCAGGAGACCACAUCCUCUCUCUCUCCCUCUCAGAUAUAUAUACAUACAUACAUACAUAAAUAUGUCAGCGAACCAAUAAAGACGACAACAAGACCCUCAAAGGAAGCUUCCGGAUGGCUUGGACCUGGUCCGGACCAUUUCAAGACAAACAAAAACGGCUGCUUUUGUUUUGUUUUUUCUUUCUCACCCCUAUGUGUUGGUCUCUCCCUGGGAUCACAUGGAACCUUUAGAGGAGAAACAUUGUCUCAGCUGUGAGUCAGAGUUUCAUGGAGUAUUUUAGGGGGAAAAUGAACACUUUAUCCCACGUCACACACGGGAAUUCUUUUCCCCGUAAGCCAGCUAGAGGGCGGCGGUCCGGAGUGAUGGGGAGGUGGGGGGGGGUCGUCGUUACUGGGUGUUUAUUGUUAACAUUUCAGCACAUUUUCCCGGAGGGGGCACUUUGCGGGCGCGUGGAGAUGAUAGUGCUGCUAGCUUGUAAGCUCCAUUAGCGCUGGUGUUUGCACCCAUUUGAGCACUUUUUGUCCUUUUUGAGGCUUUUUUUUUUCUUUCCUGUUCGCUUGCUUCGGGUCUGGGUUUGGGAUGGCUGUGACGGCGACGACGAUGAUGAUGAUGAGUGUCUACUGUGAAUUAGGUCAGUUAAAAAACAAAACAAAAGCGUCCUGUUACACGUGGCAUCGGUACGCAGCACGCCGCUUCACGCUCCUAUUCUGCUUUGAAUGUGCUUCAGGUCACAUGACCCCGACAUCCACCCCGAUACCCUUUUUGUUCUUUUGAGGUUCUAGCUGGAAUCUUUGGCUCUGCUUCCGGUUCCAUCAAUGUCAGAUCAGCCUUAAAGGGAUGGCAAGGGCGUUUUUUCUUUCAAGUAUUCUGUCAUAAAGGCUUUCCUUUGCCUUCUCUGUGUGUGCGUGUUGCCCAGUGAAGGUUUUUGGAGUGUUUUUUUGGGGUUCAGGGGUCCGGGACCGAGCUAGCAACCAGGGGUCGGCCCUGUGCAUGUUUCAAUUUGUUCUGGAGGCGGAAGAAAAUGCCAAAACGUCUGAGUGCAGAGGCUCAUUUAGAUGUUACAUUUGUUGUGGUGAUAAUUUAAUGAUGUUGUGUACUCUUGGUGGGAGGAGGGUUUGUUUGUUUGUGUGUGUGUGUUUUUGAUAAAAGUGGGCGGGGUUGUCAAUUUUCAAAGGUAAAAGACAAUCUCUAAGCCCACUCAUUUCAUCCCCCCCCCCCCCCCCCAAGACGUGUGGUGCAAUACCUCAGAUUUUUACCAAUGCUAACGAAAGUCAAAGCUCUUUGUGUGUCAACUCUUCACUCCAACCAAGGAUGACAUUUUGUAUAGACAACCCCCCCCCCCUCCCCUCUCCCCCCCCACACAUCCCUGCAUCCCAACAUAUGGAUAAUCUGCCUUUGACUCUGCUCUAAAAAAAAAAAAAAACACACACAUGGAGUUUUAUUUAUUGAAUUGUAAAUAUGUAAUGCAGUAAAAGAAAAAUGGCUCAUCUUUGUCUGUUCAAUAUACUGUUUCUAAGCUCCGAUCUUUUGUAUGUCUCAAAUUGUUUUUAUAUGUAUUUUUUACAAUAAAUAUGUGUGAAGCGAUUGCUUUGUGUCUUAC
Doryrhamphus excisus (bluestripe pipefish) is the source of this 2680-nucleotide messenger RNA. RefSeq lists its product as uncharacterized. The record is from RefSeq and is a predicted model, not a curated record. Gene Ontology annotation, biological process: protein K48-linked ubiquitination; proteasome-mediated ubiquitin-dependent protein catabolic process. Gene Ontology annotation, cellular component: intracellular membrane-bounded organelle; cytoplasm; membrane. NCBI's taxonomy places the organism in Eukaryota, Metazoa, Chordata, Actinopteri, Syngnathiformes, Syngnathidae. Gene Ontology annotation, molecular function: ubiquitin protein ligase activity.